ACACGCUCCUCUCCGACAUGGCGGCGGUGAUGCGGGGCACUUGGUGCCGCUGUAUCCGGAAAUGUUUGGGGAGCGGACUCCAGCUGUUCUCCGGCCGGGGUCUUGUACCCGGAAUCCACGGCCCCUGCUAUCGAAUAUGCGGCCCAGGUGUCGAGUUGCAGCCGGCCAAGUCGUACUCCUCUGGAAGCAGGAAAGGCUUCCUCUCUGGUUUGGUGGAUAAUAUCAAGCAAGAAUUAGCCAAAAAUAAAGAGAUGAAAGAAAGUAUAAAAAAAUUCAGAGACGAAGCAAAGAAGCUAGAAGAGUCUGAUGCCCUCCAGGAAGCCAGAAGGAAAUAUAAAACUAUUGAAUCUGAAACUGUCAAGACCUCUGAAGUCAUUAAAAAGAAAUUUGAAGAAAUCACUGGGACCAUGAAGGAGAGCUUGGAUGAAGUUAGUAAGAGCGAUAUUGGCCGGAAGAUCAAAGAAGGGGUGGAAGAAGCCGCAAAAACAGCCAAGCAGUCUGCGGAAUCUGUGUCCAAGGGCGGGGAGAAGUUGGGGAAGACUGCUGCUUUUAAAGCCUUUUCUCAGGGUGUUGAGACAGUGAAGAAGGAGCUAGAUGAAAGCGUUCUAGGGCAGACGGGCCCGUACCGCCGGCCGGAGCGACUGAGGAAGAGGACAGAGUUUGCCGGAGAGAAAAUCAAAGAGGAGAAAGUUUUUGAACCGAACGAGGAGGCGAUGGGAGUCGUGUUGCACAAGGAUUCAAAAUGGUAUCAACAGUGGAAAGAUUUCAAGGACAAUAAUGUGGUUUUUAACAGAUUCUUUGAGAUGAAGAUGAAAUAUGACGAGAGCGACAACGCCUUCAUCCGGGUGUCCCGCGCUGUGACAGACAAGGUCACGGACCUGCUAGGGGGCCUGUUCUCCAAGACAGAGAUGUCUGAGGUCCUGACGGAAAUUCUCAAAGUGGACCCAACCUUUGACAAGGACCAUUUUCUGCGGCAGUGCAAGGAUGACAUCAUCCCCAACAUCCUGGAGGCAAUGAUAGCGGGAGAGCUUGAUAUCCUCAAAGACUGGUGCUACGAAGCAACAUACAGUCAGCUGGCUCAUCCCAUCCAGCAAGCCAAGGCCAUGGGCCUACAGUUCCACUCCAGGAUCUUGGAUAUUGACAACAUAGACCUGGCGAUGGGGAAGAUGAUGGAGCAGGGCCCAGUCCUGAUCAUCACAUUCCAGGCCCAGUUGGUGAUGGUGAUCAAGAACCCAAAAGGAGAGGUGGUGGAAGGGGAUCCGGACAAGGUGCUGCGCAUGCUGUACGUCUGGGCCCUCUGCCGAGAUCAGGACGAGCUCAACCCGCACGCUGCCUGGAGGUUGUUGGACAUCUCAGCGUCUAGCACGGAGCAGAUCCUCUGAAGGCAUCGCCGGGUGGGGCGGGGAGAAGCGGGCCACCUGUGCCCCGCGGGGCCGGCCCCCACCGCCCACACAGGCAGAGGCUCGGGGCACGUUACGGAUCGACUCCUGGGAGAGGGGAGGAGGGUCUGGGAGGGGGCGGCCACCCUCGCCAGCAUUCUGGGAGAGCCAUCACCAAGCGAGAUGGGGCGGAGGCCGAGUUGAGCACCUGGGAAGGUGGUAGCUGUCAUGCGAAGGUGGCUGCUUGCCUCUGAAGCUUGAGGGCGGGCGUGGUGGGCAGUCCAGCCAGGUGGAUUUGGUAGGGGUGCGAGAUGAGGUCUUAUGAUCGCUGGGGGAAGCGGCUCGAUUCUUGGGGUGGGGACACGGGGGUGGGGCGGGGCUGGGGGGGGAGAGGGUGCUACCCUUCACAUUUGGCUGUUGGCCCUCCUGGGUCCAGUUCACACCAAUGUUCCUACAUCAAACCACACGGCUGUUCUCGGACCACACUUGGGACGGGUCUGUCGGGGUCAGGCUGGCUUGACAGGGAAUUCACGUUCCCUGUCCCCAUCCUGAUCCCCUGGAAGGCUUCCCCAACUGCUGCAGGCUGGGGGCAGGGGCAAGGGGGCGGCAGGGUGCGUGGACUCAAAGCCUGCAGUGGCUCAAGAGAAGAGUGAAUGUCACCCGUUGGGUGACAUCCACCUCCUCAAGAGGGAAAGGCUCCCAGCUGGCUCCAGGUGGGGUCUGAACAGGGUGUGUUAGGGGGCAGGUGGGUGGACUGAAGUGACUGUGGAGAGCCAGGGGAUAAUCACUGUGACUAUUGGGGAGAGGGAGGAAGUGUCAGGAGUGCUCAUAAGACUUGGUGGCUGCUCAGCAAAUCCUGAAGGUGGCAGCAGCUGCUGAUCUUGUCUCGAAAGUGAAAAGCACCCACCUUGCUUCCCUUGCCCCAAGAUGGCAACCCGUGCAGGAGCCAGUGUGAUCCUGGGAGCAGUGGAACUUGGGCUGAACCCCUUCCAGGUGACAGUUGGCAGCUCCCAAACUAUGGACGGGGGAGCCUGCGAGUGGGUGGGCACAGCUUGGUUCUACCCGGGAUAGUCCAUCAGCCAAACCAGGUGAACUCGGUUGUUGUUUAACCAGGCAUCUAUAAAUUAUGUACAUCUUGACUGGGAUUUGGAAAUAAAACACCAGACUGAAAUCAA
Molecule: messenger RNA, 2554 nt
Organism: Ornithorhynchus anatinus (platypus)
Lineage: Eukaryota; Metazoa; Chordata; Mammalia; Monotremata; Ornithorhynchidae
Gene: TIMM44
Product: translocase of inner mitochondrial membrane 44
Exons: 13
Coding region: 18-1382 (454 amino acids)
Biological process (GO): protein import into mitochondrial matrix
Cellular component (GO): mitochondrial inner membrane
Molecular function (GO): protein-folding chaperone binding
Source: RefSeq, a predicted model, not a curated record